This is a messenger RNA of Cucumis melo (muskmelon), 1523 nucleotides long. RefSeq names its product receptor-like protein 44. Bases 363 to 1178 code for a protein of 271 amino acids. Lineage: Eukaryota; Viridiplantae; Streptophyta; Magnoliopsida; Cucurbitales; Cucurbitaceae. The record is from RefSeq and is a predicted model, not a curated record. Gene Ontology annotation, molecular function: protein binding. The transcript has a single exon.
CCCAAUCUCCACUUUUUCCAAUUUUCUCCCCCCUCCUCUUCGUCCUCUUCGUCUUCUUCAUCUUCUUCAUCUUCUUCCUCCCCCUCUGACUGCCACCACGACUGCCCAUUCUUCCCUCAUCCAUCAAACCCUUUUCUCACAAUAAAACCAUCCUCCAUAAUCCACCCCCCCUCUGAAACCUCAAUCCUCAACCUACUACUACCCUUCGUACCGCUCCUUACACUACCCAUUUUAUCUGGAUUUUUAUCUCUUCCUCAUCUUUCUCUCUUCUGGUCUUCCCUCCAUAAUCACAGGGAAAUUAGAGUUCUCAGAACUCUAAUUGAUUACAAGUCUGUGGGCUCCCCCUUCUCCUCAGCCUCAGUAUGGUUGGUUGCACCCUGCUGAUCUUUGGCUUGUUGGCUUCCGCCGCUUUCUUCCCUUUGUCUUCUUCAGAUCCAAACGACGAGGCAUGCCUCGUCAAUCUAAGCCAAUCUUUAGAAGACCCGACUAAUUCCCUUCAUAACUGGACCCAAUCCAACCUUGCUAACCCUUGCAAUGGCUUCAACUCCUACAUUCAUGGUGCCACUUGCAAUAGUGGCCGUAUUUACAAGCUUUCCCUCAAUAAUCUCUCCCUUCGCGGUACUAUUUCCCCUUUUCUUGCAAACUGCACUAAUUUACAAGCCCUCGACCUCUCCUCCAAUUUCCUCACAGGCCCAAUCCCUUCCGACCUUCAAUAUCUCGUGAAUCUCGCCGUUCUUAACCUCUCUGCUAAUCGCCUCACCGACCAGAUCCCUCAGGAGCUCGCAUUUUGUGCUUACUUGAACGUUAUCGAUCUCCACGACAAUUUGCUUACUGGGCAGAUUCCCCAACGAUUGGGUCUUCUCGUUAGACUCUCUACUUUCGAUGUCUCGAAUAAUCGUCUCUCUGGACCAAUUCCUUCCACGCUCGGUAAUCGAAGUGGGAAUUUGCCCAAAUUUAAUGCCUCCUCGUUUGAAGGCAACAAGGAUCUCUACGGCUACCCUCUGGCGCCAUUGAAGAACAGGGGCCUCUCUGUUAUCGCUAUUGUUGGAAUCGGUUUAGGGAGUGGACUCGUUAGCUUGGUGCUUAGCUUCACCGCCGUUUGUAUAUGGCUGAAAAUCACAGAACGGAAGAUGGUGGUUGAAGAAGGCAAAAUUAGUCAGCUCAUGCCUGAUUAUUGAUCUUAAUCCCCCAUUUUCAAGCAGAGAUUAACGAGUUGUAAUUCUUGAUAAGAUUUUCUGUUCAGGUAUAUACCAUUUUCCAUCUUUUUCUCACCCCUCUUUUCCUAAAUCAGUUAUGGUUUAGUCCUUUUCUUUUGCCUUUUGUAAUUGGAAGAUGCCUUCUCGAUACAACAUCGGAGAAGGAUCUUUUUUCCUUUUUCAAUAUUUUUUUUGCUCCUCACCUUUUUAGGCAUUUUCUUCUCAAAACAAUCAACAAUGUAAAAAAAAAAAAAAGAAAAAAGAAAAAAAAAAGAAACAAACCCAUUGGUUAAGAACUUAAAAUCAAGUUGGGCUCCCAUUUUCUUC